AUGGGGAAGAAAGUUAUUGCCAAAGGAGCACCGCGUGACAAAAUCCAUAAACUUCCAGGAUAUCCUAGACCAUCAACUCGUUCUCAAGACACCACUUAUACUCCAUCACCUUCUCCUCCUACCUCUCCUCCUCGAACUGAUCCCAUGGCUCGUACCAAGACCACUCCAAGGUAUCCUGCCUCUGCCAAACCGACACCACCACCAAAGGCAACUCCUUCCAAACCUGCCUCUUCAAAACCUGGUUCUUCAAAGCCAUCCUCAUCCAAAGGGAAGCGUCCGGCGAUGGAAGAGCCUGUUCCUGAGCCUACAAAACCUAAGUCAAUGUCUGUUCCUGUGCGUUCACAAAGAGGCAACCCUAUCACCCUCUCAAAUCUAUUAGCGAACCAGACAUUGAUCCCUUUGCUCACAAAUCACACUUCAUGA
Molecule: messenger RNA, 423 nt
Organism: Arachis duranensis
Lineage: Eukaryota; Viridiplantae; Streptophyta; Magnoliopsida; Fabales; Fabaceae
Product: extensin-like
Exons: 1
Coding region: 1-423 (140 amino acids)
Source: RefSeq, a predicted model, not a curated record